GCGUUUGCCGACCGAAUUGAUGUGGGCAAAGCAGGAUUUCUUAUCGAAGAAGGAUAAUAAUAAUGGAGCUCAGUGGGAAAAAAAGUUAGACGUUUCGGGUUCGACGAUGUAUAGUUGGUAGUUACAUAGUGACCUGGGGCAACUGGCUGGACAGCAUUCUAGACCUUCCUCUCAGCCAUCACAGCCAUCAGUCCUCACCUCUGCCUUUUGCCAUUCCUUACUGCUGCUUCUCCUCCUAUCAGACGAUUAUCUAGACCUCUACAAACCGUAUGCUGUAGUCGGUGCCGUACGGCGGAUGGCGAUGACCUCUCUACCGCUGCGAUCCAAGGCGGACGAGGAGGCGCGCCUCCGCAAUCAACCUACCACGAGCAACACCGCUGCUGCUCCUCAUUUGAAUCUCCCUCUCGUGUUGACCCCGGAGUCAGAAGAGGGAAGAGAACUCCAUACCGAUGAUGAUGAGCAACAACAAAAAUCAGAAAAAAAGGCACACGCAUCCGCAAAGGCCACGGACGAGACGACAUCCACAGAAGACGAUGGACCCUGGGCGCGCAUCUUCGUCCGCACGCCAAUCCCAACACUCGUUCUCGACGCAGACCUGGACAUCAUCCAGGUAUCCGACAGCUUCCUGGCGCUGUCAGGACAUACUCGGGAAGAAUGUCGGGGACGGAGCGUAUUCGAGCUGACCAGCAUCGGCAUCCCCGCGGUCGGUCCCGCUGCCUACCGCAACACCAUCUCGACAGCUAUCGCCAUCCGCGCUCCCCAGGUGAUUGUGGACGUCGAAUGGGCCGGUCACAGCCUCAGCAAUCUACGGGUGACCCCCGUCCAUGAGGGGGACAGGCUCUGCAACAUCCUGAUCGAGGUCCUCGACAUCACAGAGAUGGUGCCGCGACGGAGGCCUGGCCGGGAACAGCUCUACGUGAACGAGACCUACCGCAUUCUUAUCGAUACCGUCAAGGACUAUGCUAUCUUCAUGCUCGACACUGAGGGCUACGUGCUGACCUGGAACGCGGGCACCUCCAUCCUCAAGGGAUACAGCGCAGAAGACAUCAUCGGCCAGCACUUCUCCGUCUUCUACGGCCAGGAAGACCGAAUCGCCGAGAAACCCAGGAAGGAGCUGGAGAUCUGCAAGCGGGAUGGCAAGGUCGAGGAUGAAGGCUGGCGAUACCGUAAAGAUGGAACCCGUUUUUGGGCCAAUGUCAUGAUCUUCCCCGUUCACCAGUGUGGCCGCCAUGUCGGUUUCGCCAAAGUCACCCGCGACUUGACCCCCCGGAAGGCAGCAGAGGCACGCCUGAUCACCGCCUACGAAGAGUCGUCUAAUAUGAAGACAGAAUUUCUAGCCAACAUGAGCCAUGAGAUCCGGACGCCGAUGCAUGGCAUGCUGCUCGCCCUCACCCUCCUCUCCGGCACCGAGCUCUCCGAAAAUCAGAGAGAGUACGUCUCCAUCAUUGAAGAAUCGGGCUCUAUCCUGCUGCAGGUCAUCAACGAUGUGCUCGAUUAUUCAAAGCUGUCAUCGGGCUCCUUCUCGAUCAACGCAGAUGUCCUCAGUGUCGAGGAUGUGGUGGGAUCGGUUGUGCGCAACUGCAGGUCCGCCCUGAAGCCGGGCGUUCAGCUAGAAACUAUCAUUCAACCUAAUCUCCCGAAACAUCUCCGCGGUGAUCCCCUGCGUUUCCGCCAGAUCGUCCAGAACCUUGUUGCCAAUGCUGUCAAGUUCACUGAGCAGGGAUAUGUCCGCGUUCAUGUCAGUUUCACCGAGGAAUCGAAGGGUGACGGCUACAUCGUCCGCUGCGAGGUAGUAGACAGCGGUAUCGGUGUUCCUGAAGAUGCCGUGAGCACCCUGUUUACCCCCUUUAUGCGCUUUGCAAAUACGACCCAGCAGCGCUAUCAGGGCACCGGGCUAGGUCUCUCCAUCUGCAAGAGUCUGGCGGAACUCAUGGAUGGCUCUGUGGGCUUUGUUUCGAACCCGGAGGGUCAGGGAAGUGUCUUCUGGCUGUCACUGCGACUAGAAACGCUGGAGACCAGCCAGUCGGACAAGCCGCAGCGCAUGAAUACCCCAUCUCCAGACCCAAGCAGUGCCAUCCGGGACGUAGCCCCCCGCAAGCAGCUGCUGCUAGUGGAGGACAACACUGUCAACCAGACCAUCAUGCUGAAGCUGUUGAAGACUCUAGGAUUCGAGCGGGUUGAUGCGGCGUGGGAUGGCGCAGAGGCUGUCUCACUGGUCCGGCAGAAACCCCUGUCCUAUCACGCCAUCCUUAUGGACAUCAAUAUGCCGGUCAUGGAUGGCAUGCAAGCCACGCAGGAGAUUCGAAAGAUGAAGUCGGACAUUCCAAUAAUUGCCAUGACCGGGAACGCACUCAAAGGCGACGAGGAGACAUAUCUGGCUAAGGGGAUGAACGAUUACAUCGCUAAACCCGUUAAUCGGCAACAUUUGAUCAGAAUUCUUUUAAGGUGGCUGGAAUGACGGGUUGCUUUCAGGUAGCUUCAGUGUCUUCUCGACACUCUUCUUGCAGCAUUUCUUUUUUCCCCCAGAUUAUGCAAGCGUGUCCGCAGUGGACCGCCGAUUAUGUUAUAUGCCAAUUUCCCGGUCAUCAGCUAUUUAGCUGUUCUUUUGUCAACGCCACUGUUGACCUGAUGACGGAGCGGUAUGUCGCUUCGUUUCAAGCGUCAUGGCGGAGGUCUCUUUUCUACCUGGCUCCCUUUUCCUUCGUCUGCUGCAUUGACUCGUGGAGACACCCAUACAGUGGUUUGUCAUCCCAUUCUGCACGAAUACAAUUAGGACAUAGGUUUUAUUCGGAGUUUGUUGGUUGCAUCUGACGGGCGCUUUUUCGUAAUGUCUGACGUGACGCUCCCGGUGGUUUCAUGAAGUCAUGUGUUAUGUACAGUACUGGUUUUCUCAAGUGUUGAUAUCACCUACGUUGGCCUCUUGAA
Molecule: messenger RNA, 2925 nt
Organism: Paecilomyces variotii
Lineage: Eukaryota; Fungi; Ascomycota; Eurotiomycetes; Eurotiales; Thermoascaceae
Product: putative two-component histidine kinase Fos-1
Exons: 1
Coding region: 296-2458 (720 amino acids)
Biological process (GO): phosphorylation; phosphorelay signal transduction system
Molecular function (GO): phosphorelay sensor kinase activity
Source: RefSeq, a predicted model, not a curated record